AUGGCCGAGUCUUCUCUUGAUGUUCUGCUUAAAGGCAGCUCCGGCCAACGCACACGCGGUCUAUUGCGGAUCAUCAUUAUCUUGACGAUUGCAGCCGCCGCCGUCGCCAGUCGAUUGUUCAGUGUUAUUCGCUUUGAAAGUAUUAUUCACGAAUUCGACCCUUGGUUCAACUUCCGAGCCACAAAAUACUUGGUUGAGAAUGGUUUCUAUAGUUUCUGGGAUUGGUUUGAUGACCGAACAUGGCACCCUCUAGGUCGUGUCACUGGUGGCACAUUGUACCCCGGUCUGAUGGUGACUAGCGGCGUGAUCUACCACAUUCUACGCCUCCUGACGAUCCCUGUCGAUAUUCGGAACAUCUGCGUUCUGCUCGCCCCCGGUUUCUCUGGCCUCACGGCUUUGGCCAUGUAUCUUCUGACAUGUGAAAUGUCAACCUCCCCAUCAGCUGGUCUCUUGGCUGCAGCAUUCAUGGGAAUUACUCCUGGUUAUAUCUCACGUUCCGUGGCUGGCAGUUAUGAUAACGAGGCCAUUGCCAUCUUCCUCCUGGUAUUCACCUUCUACUUGUGGAUCAAGGCUGUUAAGAAUGGCUCAAUCAUGUGGGGUGCCUUGGCAGCUCUCUUCUACGGAUACAUGGUGUCCGCUUGGGGUGGUUAUGUCUUCAUCACCAACCUCAUUCCUCUCCAUGUCUUCGUCCUCCUGUGCAUGGGCCGCUACAGCUCUCGCACCUACAUUGCCUACACCACAUGGUACGCUCUGGGUACGCUCGGAAGUAUGCAGAUUCCUUUCGUGGGAUUCUUGCCCAUCCGCAACAGUGACCACAUGGCUGCCCUGGGGGUGUUUGGACUCCUUCAGCUCGUAGCAUUCGCCGAAUUCGUCCGGGGCUUCCUGCCCGGCAAGCAGUUCCAGAAGCUGCUGACCUCUAUGGUUCUGUUGACUUUCGGUCUUGGAUUUGCUGGUCUGGUUCUGCUCACUGUCUCUGGUGUCAUUGCUCCAUGGAGUGGCCGUUUCUAUUCUUUGUGGGAUACCGGCUAUGCCAAGAUUCACAUUCCCAUUAUUGCGUCUGUCUCUGAGCACCAGCCCACUGCUUGGCCCGCUUUCUUCUUUGAUCUGAACUUCUUGAUUUGGCUCUUCCCUGCUGGUGUGUUCUUGUGCUUCCAGAAGCUCAACGAUGAGCACGUGUUCGUUAUCAUUUAUGCUGUGCUCUCCAGCUACUUCGCUGGCGUCAUGGUUCGUUUGAUGCUGACACUCACUCCAAUUGUCUGUGUUGCUGCGGCUCUUGCUUUGUCUAGCGUUCUUGACAACUUCCUGGUUAUGUCGAAACCUACUGCUGAGACUCAAGCCAAGGCCAAUGCUAAAGAUGCUAAGAUUUUUGGCAAGAUGAAGAAUCCCGUCGUCGGCAUUUAUUCGUACUUCUCGAAGGCCUUCGUGACCGGCUCGUUGACCCUCUAUCUGCUCAUCUUCGUUGCACACUGCACUUGGGUUACUUCCAACGCCUACUCCUCACCUUCAGUUGUUCUGGCCAGUCGUCUGCCGGAUGGAAGCCAAAUGAUCAUCGACGAUUACCGUGAAGCAUACUACUGGCUCCGUCAAAACACUCCCGACAACGCUAAGAUCAUGUCUUGGUGGGACUAUGGUUACCAGAUUGGUGGCAUGGCUGACCGCCCCACUCUGGUAGACAACAACACCUGGAACAACACACACAUUGCCACCGUUGGUAAGGCUAUGAGCUCCCGCGAGGAGGUCAGCUACCCUAUCCUCCGUCAACAUGAUGUUGACUAUGUUCUGGUUGUGUUCGGUGGUUUGCUGGGCUACUCCGGUGAUGACCUCAACAAGUUCCUGUGGAUGGUCCGUAUCGCUGAGGGUAUCUGGCCGGAUGAGAUCAAGGAGCGUGACUUCUUCACUGCUCGUGGCGAGUACCGUGUUGACGAGGAGGCUACUCCCACCAUGAAGAACAGUUUGAUGUACAAAAUGUCUUACUACAACUACCAGUCGCUCUUCCCCGCCGGUCAGGCUGUUGACCGUGUCCGUGGCGUGAAACUGCCGGCCGAAAGCCCACAACUCAACACCCUUGAGGAGGCAUUCACCAGUGAAAACUGGAUUAUUCGCAUCUUCAAGGUCAAGGACCUCGACAACCUUGAUCGUGACCACAGCAACGCCGUUGCCUUUGAGAAGGGUAUCAAGCGUAAGCGUGCCACUAAGAAGAAAGGCCCUCGCGUUCUGAGAACCGAGUGA
This is a messenger RNA of Penicillium angulare, 2229 nucleotides long. RefSeq names its product dolichyl-diphosphooligosaccharide--protein glycosyltransferase subunit STT3. Gene Ontology annotation, cellular component: membrane. The transcript has 5 exons. The coding region runs from base 1 to 2229 and encodes 742 amino acids. Lineage: Eukaryota; Fungi; Ascomycota; Eurotiomycetes; Eurotiales; Aspergillaceae. The record is from RefSeq and is a predicted model, not a curated record. Gene Ontology annotation, biological process: post-translational protein modification. Gene Ontology annotation, molecular function: dolichyl-diphosphooligosaccharide-protein glycotransferase activity.